GCUCACAGCCGGACGGUGCCAUGUUCUCCCUGUCAGAAGUGGCUCCUCUGAAUCACCAUCAGAACUCAUGUAAGCUGCUGAAACCCUGGUGGGAGGUCUUCAUGGACUACCUGGUGGUCCUGAUGCUGAUGGUUUCAGUCCUGGCGUGCACCGAACAGCUGUCGAGGGACAGAGUGGUGUGUCUGCCUUCAGAUCUGGCUGUUAGAAACACUCGUGACCCCGAAGAUGCAGCCCCGCCUCCUCUACAUGUUCCCGUCAACAUCGGCCCAGCUCGCGGCCGCCGCACACACCUGGAGCAUCAACAGUAUGUUUACGUCAGCCAGGUGUGCUACCACAAGGCGUUACCGGCGUGUUCCCGUGUCUUCCCCUACGUGAUCCUGCUGCAGUCUCUCGUCCUGGUGGCCGGUGGAUCUUUCUGGCUCUACUUCCCUCUCACUUCUUCUCGCAUAGAGCAGUUCCUGGCCAUCUUGGCAAAGUGCUGCGAGUCUCCCUGGACGUCUCAGGCCCUGUCCCUUGCUGCCCAUCAGGAGAACAUCCGCCAGGCUAAGAGACAACCACAACGACUCCCUCCAUCCUCACCCCCAGUGACCCGCAGUGUCAGCUCAGGCUCAAACAGCCCGUUGUUGAAGACAUCAACGGUCCCCCCCUCGCCCUGUCCCUCCACCCUGUCCUGUAACUCCACGGUGUCUUCUGCGUCCCUCAGCUCUGGCGACAACGCUUGUCCUCCCGAGCCUCCGGUGAUGCAGAAGAGCCACAGGCAGGUGAUGAGUCUGGAUAAAAGUGACGGGGAAGAGGCGAGAGCGCUGUUUGAAAGAGUCAGAAAGUUCCGGUCCCACUGUGAAAGCUCAUCUGUGACUUUUAAGGUGUAUUUGGCUCAGACGCUGUUCAAACUGCUGCUGGUGACGCUGAUCGUGAGCUACACCGCCCCUCUCCUCGGCUCCGUCUCCUUCCAUCACAUCUGUCGUCUGGAGGAGGUCCACCUGUCUGGGUAUGCAGCCUUCGAGUGCGUCCACCCUCUGUCGUCGCUCCUACGUGUACUGUUGGUGGCCUACAUGACCCUCCUGGGACUCUAUGGCCUUCUUAACCUCUACACCCUCGUCUGGGUUUCUCACAGUUGCCUUCAGCGAUAUUCCUUCCCCUCCUUGGAGGAGCUGGACUCCCUCGGACGCAUUCCUGACCUGCGGAACGACCUGGCCUUUCUCCUACACGUGCUGGACCAGUACGACCCUCUGCUGUCCCAGCGCCUCUCUGUGUUUCUGUCUCCGGUGAGCGAGAGCAGGCUGCUGGAGGAGAGUUUGGAGAGGUGUUGGGGGGAGGACAAGCUACAUGCCAUGACCAGUGUGGACGCCGACGGCUGCUCCAGACUGCAGCUCGUGGCGCUGCCUCGCCUCCCUUCAGCUGUUUUCACCCUCAGCCAGCUGCAGGUCCUUGAACUGGAGCUCAUUCUUGAUGCCAGGUUUACUGCACAGGUGUAUAACAUGACCUCACUCAGGGAGCUCCAUCUUCACCACUGCUGUCCAUCUGUGGAUCCCGGUGCUCAUGCGGUCCUGCAGGAACGUCUGGAGGUCCUUCAGAUCACCUUCGCUCAGGCAUCCCAGAUCCCCAACUGGGCCUUCUCCCUCCGUGGUCUGCACGAGCUCCACCUUUCUGGUCGUUUCAGCGGUGAGGGUGGUGUCGGCCACAGCUGGGCCUUAGGGAGCCUUCGUCAGCUCCGUCAACUCCGUGUUCUGGUGAUUCGAGGCCUGUUACAGCGGAUCCCCGUGGAGCUGUGUGAGGUUGCGGGCAGUUUGGUGAGGUUGGAGAUCCACAAUGAGGACACGAGGCUACUUGCGCUGACAGGCCUGAAGCGGAUGGUGAACCUGACGGAGCUGCAGCUGCGGGCCUGCCAGCUGCAGCGUCUGCCCUCUGCCCUGUUAGCGCUCACCAACCUGCAGAUGCUCGAUUUGCAGCACAACAGUUUGAGGACUCUGGAGCAGCUGCUCAGUCUGGCUCACCUUCAGCAUCUCUCUAGCCUUAAACUAGCCUAUAACCAGGUUUUGACACUUCCUCACAGCGUUGGUGUCCUUCGAGGCUUAGAGCUCCUGGAUCUGUCCAACAACCAUCUUCGGAGCCUUCCACCCGCAUUAUUCACUCUCCGUCGUCUUCGUAGGCUCCUGCUGGCUGGAAACCUGCUUGUUGAGCUGCCGCCUGCAGUAAAGGAGCUGAAGCUGCUCACAGAGCUGGACCUGAGUGGUAACAGGCUGGAGAGCCUUCCGUCUGACCUCUUCAACAGCUGCUUGGAGCUGCGCGUCCUGAACGUGGCCCAUAACUCUCUCGGCUCUUUGCCCGGCGGGAUUGCAGCUCUGAAACGCCUGAGCAGGUUGGAUUUACGCAGCAACCGUCUGGAGGAGCUUCCUGCUGAGCUGGGCUGCUGCUCGGGGCUGUGUGGAGGGGCUCUGCUGGUCGAAAACUGGCUCCUUCUCUCCUUACAGCCACACAUCCGAGACUUCCUGAGCCAGUCUUCCUCCAGCAGGGCUUCCUGCUCCGAGGAUCUCUCGGAAACAGACUCGGAUAGCUUCUCUCACUGGCCUCCUGCCCACUGGUGCUUCUCUUCAGCUCUGGAGUCACAAAUCUAAAGCUGGCUCCAGACUCUGUCCUAACACUGGCACUAGUCUGCUCCUAAGCCUUUCUUAUGUAAUGUUUCUUUUUAUUACGUGUAAAUUUACUGGUUGAUUUCCUUUCCCAACCCAGAUUUUAUUUGCUACUGUGCUUUAAAUACCUCUUUAGUUUGUGAUGCGGUAAAAAGACCAAUGGCGACUAACAGGAGUCGACUGAAAAUAAGGAAGAAGUCUUGCUAAAGGGGGGUGGUGUUGUUGCUCCAUUUAUUAGAUAAAAGUGUUUAAUGAAACAGGCUGAAUGAACGUGUGAGGGUGUCGUUAUUGAAAGCAAAGACGUUUAACCAGAAAGGACGUUCUGAUUUUGGUGCCACGGAACAAAAAACCAGGAAACAUUUAUCUGUAACUCAGUUCUUAGCCGCUGCAUUCGAUCAAGCCUAACUUAUCACAACUAUCCUGGCCUGCUUCCAAAUGACGUUCCCAGAUCUAAAACUAAUAAGUCAUCUCGUUCUUGGCUACCUGUCAGAGUUUCAAGCUAGGAUCCUUUUGUUUUGAUAGAACGUUCACAUACUACGUUUAAAGAGCAAGUCACCCCCUACGUUCACAUACUACGUUUAAAGAGCAAGUCACCCCCUACGUUCACAUACUACGUUUAAAGAGCAAGUCACCCCCUACGUUCAUAUACUACGUUUAAAGAGCAAGUCACCCCCUACGUUCAUAUACUACGUUUAAAGAGCAAGUCACCCCCUACGUUCAUGUACUACGUUUAAAGAGCAA
Messenger RNA from Nothobranchius furzeri (turquoise killifish), 3371 nucleotides. Its product is annotated as volume-regulated anion channel subunit LRRC8D. NCBI's taxonomy places the organism in Eukaryota, Metazoa, Chordata, Actinopteri, Cyprinodontiformes, Nothobranchiidae. Gene Ontology annotation, molecular function: protein binding. The record is from RefSeq and is a predicted model, not a curated record.